Molecule: messenger RNA, 1172 nt
Organism: Sebastes umbrosus (honeycomb rockfish)
Lineage: Eukaryota; Metazoa; Chordata; Actinopteri; Perciformes; Sebastidae
Gene: hspb7
Product: heat shock protein family, member 7 (cardiovascular)
Exons: 3
Coding region: 209-673 (154 amino acids)
Biological process (GO): heart development
Cellular component (GO): nucleus; cytoplasm
Source: RefSeq, a predicted model, not a curated record
AGGGCCAAGGGUGGGUGGCUGCUGGAGAGUGGGAAAUUACCUAACACAAAAAAUAAAAUAUAAAGAAAAAGAAGGAAGACAGAGGUGUAUUAUUUCUUACAUUUAAGCCUCUGGAAGACUCCUAGAGAUAGAAGAAUCAACUCUCUCCGCCUCCCUCUUCCCUCCCUUUACUCUCCUCCUCUGCCUCACCCAGCACUCUCAGCCAUCCAUGAGUGCGACCAACUCCUCUGCUUAUCGAUCGGAGCGUAGUUUCCACCAGACCUCAUCCUCGUCCUCUGGUAACCCAUACAUGGAGAAGAGCCGGGGAUUGUUCGCCGAGGACUUUGGCUCCUUCAUGAGGCCUGGGAGCGACGCCUUGGGGUUUUCCAGUAGCUCUGGAAAUAUCAAGACUCUUGGGGAUUCGUACCAGUUCACGGUUGACGUGCGAGACUUCUCCCCUGAAGAUGUCAUCGUCACCACGUCCAACAACCAGAUUGAAGUUCGUGCAGAAAAGUUGGCCCAGGAUGGAACGGUGAUGAACAAUUUCACCCACAAGUGCCAACUACCUGAGGAUGUGGACCCCACCUCAGUGACGUCAUCACUGGGAACCGAGGGGACCCUGACAGUCACGGCACGGCGAAACCCGGCCAAACACGAGCUCGUACAGACCUUCCGCACCGAGAUCAAGAUCUAGUGAGGGACCCGCUUUCUUCAUCACAAACCUCUCACUCUUUGUGUUUUUAUGCUACUUCCUGUAUUUCCUGUCUUCACUUAAACCAUUCUACUUUAAUAAAACACCCAGCAGAGAGUUGGCACUGAGCUCUAUAAAAAGACACGCCACGUUCCUCUAUGUCUGCAACUAUGCCUGUUGCUGCUCAUUUAUAUUCUGAGUUAGUUCACCAUAGCCUACACAGCAGCGAUAGGUCAUACCUGCACAUAACAUAUUGAGACACGAGGGUUGGACAUGCACACACACAAAUUUACACAGACACACACACACUUAUACAGACACACACACACACUUACACAAACACACACACACACUUAUACAGACACACACACAGCAAUCCUGCAACACGGUCUGAAAAAUGAAGACUCUCCUCUGAAAUUGAUUGUUGCCACGUUAAUAAUAAUUUAUUGUAUAUUAUUAUUUGUGUGAAUAAAAUUAUCCUGCUUUGACAAUAAACAUCUGG